GGCAUGACAGCAAAGAUGGCGGCGCCUAUGAGCAACGUGGAUGAAAUUCGUGAUAGGGCAAUACUUGGUGAAUUUGGCGUAAAAAAUGUCCAUUCUACAGAUUAUCCUGGGAAUUAUCCCGGUUACGAUGACACUUGGGACUUUGAAAAAUUCAAAAAGAAUUUCAGGAUUGAUAUUGUUCAUUUGGAUGAGAACACGUUGGAGUUUGAUAUGGUUGGAAUGGACGCUUCCAUCGCUAAUGCUUUUCGCCGUAUAUUACUGGCCGAGGUCCCAACAAUGGCAAUUGAAAAAGUGUUCAUUUACAACAACACGUCCAUAAUUCAGGAUGAGAUCCUAGCACAUAGACUUGGUCUUGUGCCCAUUAAAGCGGAUCCUCGUCUUUUUGAGUACCGGAAUGCGGAGGAUGAGGAAGGCACAGAAAUCGACACAAUCCAGCUUCAGCUAAAGGUCAAAUGCACCAGGAAUCCUCGAGCCCCAAAAGACUCUUCAGAUCCCAAGGAAUUAUAUCUCAAUCAUAUGGUCUACUCUGGUGACAUAAAAUGGGUUCCAGUUGGAAACCAGGCUGAUGUGUUCGCAGAUGCCAAAAUUGGCCCUGUGCAUGAGGACAUUUUGCUUGCACAGCUCCGCCCAGGACAGGAACUUGAUAUAGUCAUGCACUGUGUCAAAGGAAUAGGCAAGGAUCAUGCAAAGUUUUCUCCAGUGGCCACUGCAAGUUACAGACUUCUUCCUGAAAUCACAUUGUUACAGAGCAUUGAGGGAGAAAAGGCUGAGAGGUUAAAGCGCUGCUUCUCACCUGGAGUUAUUGAACUAGAGAAUGUCAAUGGAAAGCAAGUGGCAAAGGUGGUUAACAGUCGUUUGGACACAUGCAGCAGAGAAGUACUUCGGCACGAUGACUUAAAGAAUUUGGUGAAACUUGGCAGAGUGCGGGAUCAUUUCAUAUGUGUGUUCACAGCAAAGGUCUCAGUUGAGUCUACGGGAAUCCUGCCUCCUGAUGUCCUGGUUAGUGAGGCCAUUAAUGUGCUCAUUGCUAAGUGCCAGAAAUUUCUAGCAGAGCUUGAUGCAACAGAAAUGGACUAGAUGGAGUGUGAUUGGCAUUAUUUCCCUCUAGUUACUACCUGGAAUGAAAAGGAUCCUAUAUCUUUGGAAUUAAAUUGUGUCAUUGGCUGCCUGAAAUUGUACAUGUCUUGCAUUCUAAAGCUUUGACUUAAAGAUUCCCUUGAAAAGUGUGAAUUCAUACAAAUUCCUUAGCAGCAAGAGUUAAAAAAAAGCAAACAACAAAAAUCAAGCACGGAAUCUUGUUUAUUCAUCUGCUCAUUUCAAGGCCAAAACCUUACGACAGCCUUAUUUAUGUUUAUUUCGAAACAUAAACUUGUUCCUGAAUGGAUCCAAGCAGAGUUUCUUAUUUUUAGUUUCAUCUCAGGACCACCUGAGAGGACUUUAUAAUAAAAAAGUUAUGUUGUAAAUUUCAUUUUUGACAUGCCAAAGUUUUGAAAUAUUUAUGUUAAUCCAUGCGUAUUAAACCUUUGUUAUUGGCAAAGAGACAAACUUGUUUAUGAAUUCUUGUC
Xyrauchen texanus (razorback sucker) is the source of this 1565-nucleotide messenger RNA. RefSeq names its product DNA-directed RNA polymerases I and III subunit RPAC1-like. The record is from RefSeq and is a predicted model, not a curated record. Gene Ontology annotation, cellular component: RNA polymerase I complex; RNA polymerase III complex. The coding region runs from base 4 to 1077 and encodes 357 amino acids. Gene Ontology annotation, molecular function: protein dimerization activity; DNA binding. Gene Ontology annotation, biological process: DNA-templated transcription. Lineage: Eukaryota; Metazoa; Chordata; Actinopteri; Cypriniformes; Catostomidae. The transcript is spliced from 9 exons.